UUAUUGAAAUAAAAGUCUAAAAACUAAAACUCUCCGUAUUCUCCAGAAACAAGCGCGCACAGAUUUGCCCUGAUACUCCGCCUAGAUCUAGAGCCCACAUCGCUUAUCUGCAUUUUCUCAAAACUCAAAUUGUGAAUUUCUGCCCUAAUAUCCAUCUCGCCUUUGAGAUUAAUCCAAGGUUCAAUAUGAAACCAUCAAAGACUGAAAAUGAGGCGAAAUCAACUAUGAAGAGUAUAACCAAAUAUGCGUUCGUCCUGCUGGGUGCUAUAAGAAAGGGACAAUGACGAGGACGAAAUCUUAAAUCUUUGGUUAAGAAAGAGAAUAUGCCAACUAAGAGUUUAUUUCCUCAAUCUAGUGAUCUUGUUAAGCAAUACAUCCAAACAAUUGAAACAAGCAAGGUGCUAUUGGGAAGGGACGAGGACAAGGGCUUAAAAGCUCUACCAUGUCUGCUAGUCAAGGAACGGGAACGAUGCAUAAAAACUCCAUUGUUCUUGAGAAAGAGUAUAUACGAACUGAUAUUCCAUUGCCUCCAUCUAUUGAUCAAGUUAAGCAAUACACCCAAAAAGUUGAAGCAAGUUCUAUAGGGAAGGGACGGGAGCAAACUCCUAGAUCUUUGUGCUCAUCUUUGGGGAUUUCUAAAAGCACAAGAUCGAAUUUUACCAUGCCUUGUAACCAAGAAAUGCGAACAAUGAAUAAAAACUCCUUGGUUCUUGAGAAAGAGCAUAUGCAAACCAAUAUUUCAUUGCCUCCAUCUACUGAUCAACUUAUGCAACACUCCCAAGCAACUGAAACAGUCGUAGGUUCUUCAUAUAAUUCUGGAAAGGUAAGAAAAGUUCGAGGGAGGAACAAGUGCAAAGAAGUUGCAUCACUUGAAGUCGGACAAAAGCUGAAAGUAACCUUUUACAAUAAUCGAAUAGAUGGAACAAAUAGCAAACUGUUUUCGAGGCACUUGGGAAGAAUCGUUCGUGACCGUAAUAUGUGUCCGUUGGGAUUAUUAUCGUGGAGUGAUAUUAAGGAAGAAAAGCUGAAUCACAUGUGGGCAGCUAUUGAGGAUAAAUUUUAGAGUGUUGACAUGAAUGAUCAUCGUGAUCAUAUCUUCGGAUGGAUGAAAGAGUUAUGGAACAAAUGGAGAGGACACUUGCAUGCAAAAUAUGUGAAGGAUAAGCCAAUCCAACAGGCUCUUAAGAAUAUUCCUAAGGGAGUAGACAAGAGAUUAUACAAUCAGACUAUACUCAAAUUGAAGAAAUAAUUCAAUCAGAUUCAUCUCUACCUAGCAUAGAGAUUGUAGAAAAAUGUUGUGGACCUCAAACUCGUAGCCAUAUGUUUGGCUUUGGGGGUGGAGUAAAGGCGAAAGACUUGAAAGGUGGAACUUCCUCAAAGGCUGAAUUGUUGUCCGCGCUACGUUCAACUCGAGAAGAGAACAAAUCUUUAAGUGAGGAAAACAAAUUCUUGCAGGAGCGCUUGUCUACCUUAGAAGAUGACAUGAAAGAAAUGAAGAAAAUGAAAGAGUUCUUCGCUGCUCAACAAUCACAUGUCCCGCUUACGACAUCGCCUGUUUCAACUGAAUGAACACUGUUUUGUCUGCUGGCCAAGUUAGUAACAAUAUACCUAACUUUUUAAUUUAUAUAGUCGAUUUCUAUAUUACAGAUUCUAGUAGUUUACUUUUUAAUAUUUUUUGCAAUUCAUCAGUAGUACCUGAGAAUGGCAAGAAGAAAUAGCCUACAGAAUAGUGAUUGAAGCUAAAUAUGGAUUGAAUGUACAGUGGUGCAGUACUUAGAUGCUCGCGGAUCUGUUUUGACCCCUUACAUAUUUUGAACAACUAACU
This is a messenger RNA of Nicotiana tabacum (common tobacco), 1825 nucleotides long. RefSeq lists its product as uncharacterized. The record is from RefSeq and is a predicted model, not a curated record. Lineage: Eukaryota; Viridiplantae; Streptophyta; Magnoliopsida; Solanales; Solanaceae.